AGGACGUGCUUCCGGCUCGGAGAUGACGUAUUUCCGGCUCGCCAGUGUCUACGCCGCGUCCCGGGAACUGGGCUCUCUGGCUGACGAUCUCCGCUGCUCUGGAGGAUUCAGGAGUGACCCUAAGGCACAGCUGAUGAAACCAUGACCAGGUGGGCACGAGCUUCUACGACUCAGAGCAAGAGACCCUUGCCUGCAACAUCAUGGGAGGACAUGAAGAAGGGACCCUUUGAGGGGCAGAGCCAAAACCCGCCAAAGAAUAAGCAAGAUCAGAGGCUGCCCAUUAGAAAUGACACACCCCAGGCAAAGCACAAAAAGAACAAGAAGAAAAAGGAGUAUUUGAAUGAAGAUGUGAACGGCUUUAUGGACUACCUCAGACGAAACUCACAGACGAUUCACAGCGGGGAGCUGACAGCCACAGAUAGUCAGGAAGUAAGGGAAGAGAUUGCAGUGGCUCUGAAGAAAGACAGCCGUCGGGAAGGAAGACGAUUAAAAAGACAGGUGGCAAAGAAAAACGCAAUGGUGUGUUUCCACUGCAGAAAACCUGGCCAUGGAAUCGCAGACUGCCCAGCCGUCCUUGAGAAUCAAGACAUGGGCACUGGCAUAUGCUAUCGGUGCGGUUCCACAGAGCAUGAAAUAACCAAGUGCAGGGCCAAAGUGGAUCCAGCUCUUGGUGAAUUUCCUUUCGCAAAAUGCUUUGUCUGUGGAGAGAUGGGACACCUAUCCAGAUCUUGUCCUGACAAUCCUAAAGGAGUUUAUGCUGAUGGGGGUUGCUGCAAACUGUGCGGCUCUGUGCAACACUUUAAGAAGGACUGCCCGCAAAGUCGGAGUUCAGAUCAAAUGGUUACAGUGGGCCGGUGGGCAAAGGGAAUGAGUGCAGACCACGAAGAAACGCUGGAUAGGCCUGAACCACAGAAACCCAAAACAAAGACACCAAAAGUCGUUCACUUUUGACGGCAGUCAGUGCCGUUGUCAGUUACCUCCCAGAUACUGCGUCUGCCUCAUAAGCAGCAGGUCUAGAUCCCAGAUCCCAGUAGAACCGAGUGUGGUCAGCUUCCGAGUUCGAACCAUCAAGCAGGCCUUCCAGCACUGUUCGAGAAGAUCACGGAACGAAAAUGCAUAUCUAUAAAUAUCGGACUCUCUAAAGAAACUUGUUUUAUAUCUGAUAGAACUUGGGUGUGACUAAGUGGUUAAAUACUUGAUUGUAACAAUCAUCUCUUCUUAAAAACAAAAUUAUGCAUUCGUGUAAACCACAUCUAAACUAAGGGUAACUGCUUUGCAGUGGGAAUUAAUUUUUGGAAAAUAUCAUUUGAAAAUGAAUUUUUAGGGGGGAGUUCUAUGUUGUUUUCUUGGCUCAAAGUAUUCCAAAUACUCCAUUUAUUAUUAUAAUAAAAAUGUGUAAGUUUCCAAAA
This is a messenger RNA of Erinaceus europaeus (western European hedgehog), 1409 nucleotides long. RefSeq names its product zinc finger CCHC-type containing 9 (gene ZCCHC9). The transcript is spliced from 6 exons. Gene Ontology annotation, molecular function: nucleic acid binding; zinc ion binding. The record is from RefSeq and is a predicted model, not a curated record. The coding region runs from base 142 to 951 and encodes 269 amino acids. Lineage: Eukaryota; Metazoa; Chordata; Mammalia; Eulipotyphla; Erinaceidae.